CUCUCAGACCUCGAACAGCAGUGGUUACGGCCUUCUCAACUCAAGCUGCCAGACAUUACCGCCAAGAUGCAGCUCUCCCACCUUGUCGUCCUCGCCCUGGCUGCCGCCGAGCGCACCUCGGCAGCCAGCCUCCCGCUGCGCAUCACGAGCUUCAACAUCAGAUACGCAGCGUCAUCCCUCGAGUCCGGGGAGAAGCCCUGGUGGUCCCUGUUCUGCGGCAUCUGGAAGGACAUGUGCCGCGAGCCGCACACGACCGCGUACAUCCGGGACAUUGCCACGUCCACCCCGUCCGGCACGCCCGCGCUCUUCGGCCUGCAGGAGGUCCUCGACAACCAGCUCAGCGACAUCAAGAACGAGCUGGGCUCCUCGUGGCAGCACGUCGGCGUGGGGCGCGACGACGGCGCCAAGAAGGGCGAGUACAGCCCCAUCAUCUACGACGGCUCGGUCCUGCGCGUGCUCUACUCGGAGACCAAGUGGCUCUCGCCGACCCCGGACGUGGUCUCGUACGGCUGGGGCGCCGGGUCCCGCCGGGUCGUCACGAUCGGCGUGUUCGAGCACAUCGCCACGGGCAAGCGCUUCAUCCACGCCAACACGCACCUCGACAACGUCAGCUCCCAGGCCCGCUCCGAGGGGAUCAAGGUCGCCGUGGCCAGGAUCAAGGCCGUCCAGGGUACCUGGGGACCCCUGGGCGCCACGUUGACGGGCGACUUCAACUCAUCGCCCGGCGCGGAUGCCUAUUCCACGCUCUCCGCUACGGGUUAUCUGCAGGACCUGUGGGCGGCGGCGCCGCACGUGGGCGAUCUCGAGCUGACGUACACGGGGUUCAGCGGCGAUGCCAAGAGCAGGCUUGAUUAUAUCUGGUUCGGCCCGCUCAAUGAUGGCAAGUUCUCGGCUACCAAAGUCGAGGUGCGGGAGAACGUCAGGGAUGAUAUCCGUGUUAGCGAUCACCGGCCUGUCGUGGGCGAUUUGGUUCUGUUGUAAUGAAGCGACGGAAACAGUUGGGCAGAGCAGAGCACCUUGACGUUUGUGCACUGUUGUAACGUAGCAGGAGACAAAGUGA
Messenger RNA from Microdochium trichocladiopsis, 1060 nucleotides. RefSeq names its product endonuclease/Exonuclease/phosphatase. Gene Ontology annotation, molecular function: 3'-5'-RNA exonuclease activity. NCBI's taxonomy places the organism in Eukaryota, Fungi, Ascomycota, Sordariomycetes, Xylariales, Microdochiaceae. The record is from RefSeq and is a predicted model, not a curated record. The transcript has a single exon. Bases 67 to 981 code for a protein of 304 amino acids.